This is a messenger RNA of Osmerus eperlanus (European smelt), 3028 nucleotides long. Its product is annotated as BAR_ACAPs and ArfGap_ACAP domain-containing protein. The record is from RefSeq and is a predicted model, not a curated record. NCBI's taxonomy places the organism in Eukaryota, Metazoa, Chordata, Actinopteri, Osmeriformes, Osmeridae. Gene Ontology annotation, cellular component: cytoplasm. The transcript is spliced from 23 exons. Gene Ontology annotation, molecular function: protein binding; GTPase activator activity. Bases 255 to 2399 code for a protein of 714 amino acids.
AGUCAUCACUCCGGAUAUAUUUACAAAACACUGAUCCCGAUCUCAUCCAGCAAACACCUUGCAGAGAUGCAAAGACAGCUGUUGACAUGAAAUUCAAGUUGCAUUCUCAUCGCAUAACUCAUACCUGUGUGUGCCAUGUGUUUUAUGCGUGUACUGCCACCUGUGCGUGGAACAUCAUCUGAUCUUCGGUUUCCAUCGAUCUCAAUGCAAGGAAGCUCCCUGUAAAUAAAUAGCUAAUAAUUUACACGUCUGGAAUGGAUUCCUUCUUGGACUUUGAGGAGUGCAUCAAAGACUCACCUACAUUCAGGCAGACCCUGGGCCAUUGUGAAAGUGAUGUGACCGAACUAGAGAGUCGUGUUGAAAAGGUGAUGAAGCUUUGUGGGAAGAUGGUUGAAUCGGGACAAGCAUACAAUACAGCAAAUCAGUUAUUCCUCAGUGGAUUGGCAGAAUUCUCCUCGUACCACAAGCAGGACAGCAUCGUUAUGAACUGCAUGAGCCAGUUUAGUCAAGGGCUACAGGAAAUGAUCAACUUCCAUACUAUGCUGUUUGACCAGACACAGAGAGCCAUCACUCAGCAACUUACAAACCUCCUAACACAGUUCCUGCCACAGUUGAGAGAGACAAGGAAGGAGUUUGUGAGAAUUGGGGAUGAUCUGGAGACAGCAGCCAUGAAAAAUGCCCAGAUAUCUCGCCACAAAGCCAGUGAUGCUGAGCGCAGCAGCCAUAUUCUGCUGGCCACACGCAAAUGUUAUCAGCACUUUGCGUUGGAUUACUGCUUGCAGAUGAACAAUUUCAUGGUCCAACAGAAGGUGGAUAUCUUGAAUUCUGUCUUUUCAUACUUCCAUGCCCAGUACACCUUCUUUCACCAAGGUUUUGACUUACUGAGGGAUCUGGAGCCUGCUAUGAAAAGCAUGGCUUCACAGCUUGCCCAAAUCUCCAUUGAAUGCACAGCAAAAAGAAAGGACUUAGAAAAUACUCAUCUUCUGGUCCAGCAGAGAGAUGCCUCUGGGGAACCUAUAGUAAGCACCUGUCCUGAUCGAGGUGAGACUAUACAAGGCUACCUCUUCAAAAGGUCUCGUAGAAAGAAUAAGACAUGGAAGAGAUGCUGGUUUUCUAUCAAAGAUAAUCAGCUAAUCUACAGGAAAACACACAAGGAGGAGCCUCUGGUGCUGUUCGAUGACCUCAGGCUCUGUGCAGUGAAGAGUCUGGACAGUGUUGACCGCCGCUUCUGUUUUGAACUAGUCUCUGUUCAAAAAUGUUGUGCCCUCCAGGCAGAUUCAGAAGAGCUGAAGCAGGCCUGGAUUAGUGCUGUACAGGGCAGCAUCGAUUUGGCUUACCGUGAGAAAGUAGAGUCCCAUCAACUGCAGCCCAAACAUAUCCCCCAGCCCAUCAAUAAUCUAGAUCCCCAGCCUGGCCAGGCCCCUGUGAGGCCUGCAGUCCUAGGUGUAGCCCUCCAAGGCCCAGGGAACCAGCGCUGCUGUGACUGUGGAGAGGAGCAGCCUCGCUGGGCCAGCAUCAAUCUGGGAAUUACCAUGUGCAUUGAGUGCUCUGGGAUCCAUAGGAGCCUUGGAGUUCAUGUCUCCAAAGUACGGUCUCUCACCCUGGACUCCUGGGAUCCAGAGCAGCUUAAGCUAUUGUGCGCUCUGGGUAAUGAUGUCAUCAAUGGGAUAUAUGAAGCCAGGUGUUUGGAGGAGGACAGAGUGAAACCCAGUUCUGACAGCCCACGCCCAGAAAGAGAGACAUGGAUUAAGGAGAAGUAUGUGGAGAGAAGAUUUGUUAAAGGUGGCAGCUUUCCUGAGACACAGAUGGGGAAAGAAGACGCAGGACGUCAGUUGUACCAGGCUGCAUCUCAAGGGAACCUUGUCUCUAUGGCAGCUGCAUUGGCCCAAGGGGCAGAGGCAAACUGGAGCUACUCUGAGGAGCAGGGACGCACACCUCUGAUUGCGUCAGCUAUUGGGGGGUCCCUUCUGGCAUGUGAGUACUUAUUGCUGAAUGGAGCCAAUGUAAACCACCGUGACCAAAGAGGACAAGGGGCUCUUCAUGUGGCUGCCACCUGGGGCCAUACAGGGCAAGUGUGUCUGCUUCUCAAGAGAGGAGCCAAUCAGUAUGCGGCUGAUGAAACGGGACAGGACCCACUAGCUAUCGCCAUAGAGACGGCACAUGCUGACAUUGUGACAUUAUUACGUAUGGCCCGCAUGAAUGAAGAGAUGAGAGACUCUGAGGGAUUCUUUGGAUCUAUGGGUGACGAUGAGACGUUCCAGGACAUCUUUCGUGACUUCAGUGACAUGGCUUCCCAUGACCCAGAAAGACUGACCCGGCGACAGUUCAGCAGAAAUGGAGAUGAGGAAGGAGAAGGGAGCCAGAUAUUGAAUGACCAGCACAACGAGAAUAGCACUUAGGUGUAAAGUUUAUCAAGGAGAAAGGGCAUUACCAUUUUGCAGAUAAGGAUUGGGGAAUCCUUCGAUUGGCUGCAGUGUCUGGCACUUCUUUGAAUAUUAUUUUAAAAUCAAGCAAAGAGUUAAACAUUAUCAGACUACUCAGAAGAUGUGGGAACUAAUGAUGCUAACAGUCUUAAGUUUUUAUAAAUUAUGUUCUACAAUUAUACAUAUUUCUUACUUGAAUACAGUUCAACUGACCCUUACAACUAUAAAUGAAUUAUAUAUUGAGUAUAAGUGAAAUGUUUGGAAGUAGUCUGCUGUGUUGCCUGAAAAGUACAAAAUAAGGGAUAUACUAGUGUUACAUAUUGAAAUAAGUGUUAUAUUAUAUUUUAAUGUUGUGUGUACAUAUGUUAUGGCAUUUCUGUUACUACUCAACUUAGUUAUUACACAAAUAAUCGGUCUGUGUCGACUUUAUAGGUCAUAUAAUACGAUGAUAAAUGACUUCUUACUGAACAUCAUUUUUGUCCUGAAUUUUUGUAUUUAAUCAUGUAAACAAUGUUAGACUGAUUGUUCUGUCUUUAAAUGCUAGGAAUUAAUUGAACCCAAACAUACAUACGAAAUAAAUAUGUCUUGAUACGAAUUAAGUUUUU